Messenger RNA from Cooperia oncophora, 798 nucleotides. The record is from the annotation of a GenBank genome assembly. NCBI's taxonomy places the organism in Eukaryota, Metazoa, Nematoda, Chromadorea, Rhabditida, Trichostrongylidae.
GUGGUAGAGACCGGUCUCAAAGGUCAUGUGAAGUGGUAUUCCGUCCUUGGCCAUUACGGUUUUAUUUCGCGCGCCGACGGCAAGCCGGACAUCUUUGUGCAUCAAAGUGCUAUUUCGAAGUCACAAACCGAGAAGUUCUACCUGCGUACGUUGGCUGAUGAAGAAGAAGUUGAAUUUGAUAUCGUUGAAGGACGUAAGGGUCCUGAGGCAUCUAAUGUGACAGGGCCAAAUGGUACGAAUGUGAAAGGUUCCAAGUAUCAAAGAGUACUAUUGUACCGUUUCCGUCCCAACCGCCGCCAAGUUACCCGUGAUAAUGACGCUGACAAGAAAUCCUCUGCGAACACCAACCAGGUGAAUGCAUCACCUGACGGCCAAGGGAAGAAACCGCUCAGAGGAAGAAGGCAGGGUCGCCGUUUCCGUGGACGUCGUAACCGACAACCGCCAGCAGACGAAGCAAACGGUACAGUACCUGCCACUGAUGGACAGGUGACAACAAAUGCUGAAGCUACCGGCACUACAACGGGGAAGCCAAGCGGUCCAAGACGCCGUGGCAACUACUUCAAUCGUCGUUUUAGACGCCAGAGCAAGAACGAGCCUAAACGUGAAGGAGGACCUGAAAUUGAGAGUCUCAAUGCGUCGGAUUCUGGACAGGCAGCCGAGUCGGAAAAUACUCAAGAUGAUGAAGCGAAGCCUGGAAUGAGACGUCAAGCUGAGUGCGAAAAAGAAGCACCGACGCCCGAUCUCGGCAGCGGCGAUGUCAACAACGCUGCCAACUGCGGAAUGAGUGCGGCUGUUUGA